ACCACGUCUUUUGAUAACAUGGUGUCAGAAGUGGGAUAUUUUGCGAAAAAUCUCACGAUUUAAACGUUGUUUAGCGAUGAAAACGUAAAAAAACUGUUCUUUGAAGUUUUGCCGAAAAGUUGGAAGUAGUCGGCUACGGGAUUUCGCGAGUUUUCGAUCGUAAACGUCGCGUUGUUUACAUAACCUCAAAAUGUCGAACAUUCCGGUUCCUGAGCCCCUGAAACUGGGCGGAAAUGUAGAAGAGGCGGUGAAACAGUUCAAGCUGCAGUGGAAGUACUACGCGCUGGCCACAGAGCUGUCGAAAAAGGGAAAUGAUCUGCAGAUAGCGACGUUCAUGGCCGUCGUCGGGGCGGAAGCGGUUAUGAUGAUCGACGAUUUGGCCUUGACGGAAGCGCAGCAGGCAACGCCAACAGACAUUCUGCAGGCAGUGGAAGAGCACCUGGUGCCGGCAAGGGACGUUCGACUGGAAAGAGCGGAUUUCAACACGAUGGUCCAGCAAGACGGAGAAAAAAUCGAAGAUUUCGUGAAGCGGAUGCGGAAGAAGGUGAAGAAAUGCGGCCACACCCCAGCACAACAAGAAGAGAUGGUCAAAGAUCGUUUGAUUGUUGGCAUAUCGGAUCACCAGAUGCGGAAAAAGCUGUUGAAAGCCGGAAAUCUGACGGUUGACCAGAUGGUGGUGAAGGUCAAGGAGAGCCAGGACAUCGAGGACCUGGCCAGCAAGUAUGAGAAGAUGGCAGCAAAACAAAGCACAAGCCGGGAUGCAGGAGAAACGUUCAAGGUGACGGCCACGCGGAAGCUGCAGAAGCCGUGCCGUUACUGUGGAAACGAGCACGACCGAGACAAAGCGAAAUGUCCAGCGUACGGGAAAACGUGCAUCGGAUGUGGAGGAAGAAACCAUUUCAAGAACGUUUGCUGGAAGAAGGGACGGAACCAAAAUCGGAACAAGAAGCAUCACAAGAAGCACGUCCGGCGCGUGGAGGACAGUUCCGAGAGCUCUGCGAGUUCAGAUACCGAGGAAGAGUGCGAGUUUGUCGACAUUGCCAAAGUUGAUGGGAAAAAUCUGAAAGAGGCUGGGAAGAUUAUGGUCGAACUCAAGGUGGCCGUAGGCGCGGGAAAAACUUCGCCGCUGGAGAUCCAGGUCGACACUGGCGCACGGGUUAACGUUAUGUGCUACAAAGACUUGAAGCAGCUACUCCCGGACCAACAGUUGAGCCCCACGAAGGUGAAGCUGAGGUGCUAUUCGGGGAAGGUGAUUGCGCCCAAAGGCCAGGUGGACUUGGAGAUUAAGCUCAAGAACGGAACCAAGCUGUUGACAUUCAUCGUGGUCAAGAAAACACGGCCACCACUGUUGUCGUCGCAAUCGGCAAUGGAUUUGGGAAUUAUCAAAGUCCACGACUUGUACAGUAUCGACACGCUCCAGCAAGAGUGCCACCACAUCUUGACUGUCCAGCAGAAGCCCCGGCGCAUUCCCCUCGCGUAUCUACCGGAACUACAGUCCAAAAUCAGCGAUUUGGAGAAGAAAGGAAUAGUGGAGCCGGUAAACAAGCACAUGGACUGGUUGUGCAACUUGGUGCUGGUGAAGAAGGGAACCAAAUUAAGGCUUUGUUUGGAUCCAGCGGAGCUGAAUCAGGCGGUGCGGCGUGCGAACCAUCAAAUCCCUACAAUUGAGGAGAUGCUGCCGGAAUUUGCGAAGGCGAAGGUGUUCACAGUUCUGGAUGCCAAGAACGGAUUCUGGCACAUGGAGCUGGAUGAGGAGAGUGCCGAUCUAACUGCAUUCUGGACACCAAUGGGUGUGUAUCGCUGGAAGCGGAUGCCAUUUGGAGUCGCGUGUGCGUCCGAGAUGUACCAGAAGGAGCAGCAGCAAGUAAUCGUCGGCCUGCGCGGAACGCGAUGCAUCGCAGACGACGUCGUGAUCUACGGAUGUGGCGAUACCAUGGAACAAGCGAUGUUGGACCAUAAUCGGAACUUGGAAGCUGCCUUGAAGAGAUUCCGCGAGCGAGGUCUGAAGCUGAACCGCUCGAAAGCAAAAGUGGCGCUGUCAUCGGUUCCGUUUUUUGGUCAUGUUCUGACAGACAAAGGAGUGAAACCCGAUCCAAGCAAGAUUUCGGCAGUCCUAAACAUUCCAGAACCCUCGGACAAGAAGCAGCUGAUGACGUUCCUAGGAUUGAUAACGUACCUGGGCAGAUUUAUGCCAAGAUUAGCGGAUGUGAGUGCGCCGCUAAGAAAGCUGACCCGGGACACCGUGGAGUACGUUUGGGAUCAGGAAGCUGCCGGUGCGUUCAACCUGAUCAAGCAGCUAGUGACACAGAACCCCAUUCUCCGGUACUACGAUCCAACAGAACCUUUGCUGAUUCAGUGCGACGCAAGUCAACAGGGCGUGGGAUGCGUGCUGUUGCAGGAUGAAAGACCAGUAGCCUACGCAUCGAGGACGUUAACGAAGACCGAGAGGAACUACGCGUCCAUCGAACGUGAGUGCUUAGCAAUUGUGUUUGCGUGCAAGCGCCACGACCAGUACGUGGCAGGACGGCACCAAGUGGUUGUAGAGACCGACCACAAACCGCUAGAAGACAUCUUCCGGAAGCCGAUCACGGAAGCACCUCUCCGACUGCAGAAAAUGAGGAUGACGCUGCAAAGAUACAAUAUCCACGUUCGGUACAAGAAGGGAAGCGAGAUGUACAUAGCAGACUUGCUGUCACGAACUGCAACAGAGAAACCUGCCCACAACCUGGACGCGGAAGUGAUGCUGAUAGAGAAGGUGGAUGCUGCGUUCGACGAGAUAGCGGCCACUAACGUUGUGGAACUCAUCAAUUUGUCGGACGAUCGGUUCGGUGAAAUCGCAACUGAGACCAAGAAGGAUACAACCCUGUGCAAGCUGAUGAGUGUGCUGAUCGAUGGCUGGCCUGAGCGGAAAGAAGACGUGAGCGAUGAGUUGUUGGUGUACAGGACGUUGCAAAACGAGCUCACAACGCACCGAGGAGUGAUCUUCAAAGGAGACCGAGUGUUGGUGCCGAAAUGCCUCCGCAAGAAGCUGAUCGAGAAGUUGCACGUAGCGCACCUGGGAAUUGACUACACGUUACGAGCAGCUAGGGAGUCGUUCUUCUGGCCAGGGAUGGCUGACCAGAUCACCAACUACGUACGAAACUGCGAGGUGUGUAUGGAGUUCAGCGCCAGUCAAUGCAAGCCACCCAUGACGUCACACCAGAUACCGGAAUAUCCCUUCCAGCGUGUGAACAUUGAUUUGGCAGAGAUCAAGCAAGAGGGCAAGAGAAUUCUCAUGAUGGUCACAGCGGACAGUUUUUCUGACUUCGUUGAGGUUGACCUGCUAGCCGACACGAAGACCAAAACUAUUGUUGCGGCGUGCAAGCGCAAUUUUGCCCGUCACGGAACGCCACAAGUUGUUGUCACAGACAAUGGACCGCAGUUCAGCAACGAAGCGUGGACCAAAUUUGCGAACGAAUGGAGUUUCAAGCACGUGACGUCUGCUCCAUACCACGCGCAAGGAAACGGAAAAGCUGAAUCAGCGGUCAAGUCAAUGAAGCAGCUGUUCAAGAAGUGCGCCAAAAGUGGUACUGAUUUCUGGCAAGCACUGCAACAACAUCGGAACACGCCAAACGCCGUAGGAACAAGCCCCAACCAGAGAAUCUUCUCGAGAAACACACGAAGCACGAUUCCCGUCAUAACAAACAAGUUGCAGCCGCCUCGAGCAUCACACGUGGAAGACCGGAUCGAGCAGAAGAGAAAAGUGGUCAAGGCGAGUUAUGACAAACAUGCAAAGGAGCUUCCGGAGCUGAAGAUCGGGGAAAACGUUAUGGUACAACGACGACCUGACCUAGACAAGCAGUGGGAACGAGCAACAGUUGUGCACCAAUUUCCGGACCAAUCGUGCGAUGUACGGCUAGAAGAUGGUGGCGUGUACCGACGCAGCGCAGUGCAUAUUAAACCGGGAGGUCAACAGUUUGCCAACCAGAUCCGAGAACCAAGGAUAAUGCGACCACCGACACCAACAAGUCCAGUCGAGCAGCACCAGGACGAACCAAAGCAGACGAUCUUCGAGAGACGUGACUACAACAAGAAAGGCGGGGACAGCGGUAUCGUCGACAAUACACCAGAGAGCAGGGAGCGAGACAACGAGACAUCGACAACGGAAACAACCAACAGAGCAGAGCAGAGCAGGGGUGGGCAGGAGCGUUCUAAACAGAACGAAGGGCGUCCAAAAAGGGAGAUUAAAAAACCAGCAAGGUUUUCUGAUUUUGUAGUUUGAGCACAGGGAGUGCAUAGCUUUUGGAAGAGGGGAGAUGUUGUAUUUGAACCACUCUAUCGUAACAGUUACAUAUGAACCACCCUAUACCUUAUGUCAAUAAACAGUACACUUCAGACAGUUAACACCAAACCACGU
This is a messenger RNA of Culex pipiens pallens (northern house mosquito), 4396 nucleotides long. RefSeq lists its product as uncharacterized. Lineage: Eukaryota; Metazoa; Arthropoda; Insecta; Diptera; Culicidae. The record is from RefSeq and is a predicted model, not a curated record. Gene Ontology annotation, biological process: DNA integration. Gene Ontology annotation, molecular function: nucleic acid binding. The coding region runs from base 191 to 4261 and encodes 1356 amino acids. The transcript has 2 exons.